AUCCAUGUUUUAACAAAAGAGGUUAGACAAAAAUCAGUUUUCCGAAACUGGACUCAAAACAAAAUUAUAUUAUUAGAACAUAAGCCAUAAUUCCUGGUAAAUAUAAUCUAUUAUAUCUGAAGAGCGUUUAUACGUUUAUCAUAAACUGUGUAAGUUCAACAAGAGGGUGGGAUCAAGCCUGACUGUGUAUAAAAGCCCGCGCGCUGUCUUCCACGGCAUAACGCUAUACAGCCUCCGUCAACCGCCCCAGCACUACCGCCCAACGUACAACAGGUGCAAUGAUGGCAUUCAGAGGUCCACUGGCAUUAGCCGUGGCCACCCUUCUGGUCCUCUGCAACGCCGACCCUCGUCAGGAACAAGACGUUAGAGUGGGCGAGCAAUCUGGAGACCGCUACGGUUUGAAUGGUCAUAAGAUACGAAAUUUGGAUCCUCUGGGAGGUGGCCAUUUAGUCCGCGAGCUCCGCGAAUCUCAUCGCUUCCCAUAUUACCUGGCAAGGAAAUACGAAUACGGCAGGUCCAUUGGCGGCAAGCGUGAUCCGUGGUUGUUUACUUCUCCGAUGGAGUACGGAUAUUACGGAGAUGUACCAAAGCGUAAUUUCGAUGAGAUCGACCGAUCCAACUUGGACAGCUUUGUGAAGAAACGCAAUUUCGACGAAAUCGACCAGACAUCGAUGCCCUUCCCCUUCAAGCGUUUCUAUCAUGUCUACGGUUCUAACUAUUUGGAUACUGCUUUGUCCAACUUUGAUAAGAAGAGGUACAGACCCGACUACCCCAUGGAUGAGAUCGACCUCUCCCAAUUUCCCAUCGGCUCGAAGCGUUCCGAAAUCUCCGCGAUUCACCCCAUGCGAUAAUCCCUCAGACAUCAAACUUAAGCGAGCAAUUAUUAAUUUUUCAAAGGCCAUGUCCCUUAGUCAUAAUACCGCCCAUCCUCGUAGUAAAAAUCAGUUUAAGAUCAAUCCAUGACCCUAUUUAGAAUAUUCGAUCUAAUAAUUUGGGCUUCAAUUAUAAAAAAAAAAACUUUAAUACUAAAAGUAUUAUAUAAAAUAUCAGUAUUAUUAUUUUUAAUAGAUAUUAUUAGCUAAGAGAUGCUUAUAUUUUGAAAUGUUUCGCAGUUCUAUGUCAGAGUUAUUUAUGAGUAGAUACGUAAAUUAUUUUUCUCGAGAUGUUUUAUAAUUUGUAUGAUAUAUUGUAAAACGAUUAUAUGAUUCG
Molecule: messenger RNA, 1209 nt
Organism: Danaus plexippus (monarch butterfly)
Lineage: Eukaryota; Metazoa; Arthropoda; Insecta; Lepidoptera; Nymphalidae
Gene: Ork
Product: orcokinin peptides-like
Exons: 7
Coding region: 279-851 (190 amino acids)
Source: RefSeq, a predicted model, not a curated record